This is a messenger RNA of Amphiprion ocellaris (clown anemonefish), 2624 nucleotides long. RefSeq lists its product as uncharacterized. Lineage: Eukaryota; Metazoa; Chordata; Actinopteri; Pomacentridae. Gene Ontology annotation, molecular function: S-adenosylmethionine-dependent methyltransferase activity. The coding region runs from base 386 to 1204 and encodes 272 amino acids. The transcript has 6 exons. The record is from RefSeq and is a predicted model, not a curated record.
GCAGCUAGAUUUGCACUGUCACUGUUUGUUAAUGAUUGGCUCCCUGCCUGUUAGUUUUAUAUUUAAAAGGUGUGGAAAACUCCACUUCAGGAGGAGGGUGAAGUUAAAUGCUGGCAAUAGCGCAGAGUGCAAAGUGCAGAACAAGUCUGAACAGAAAAGCGUUUUAACGAAGUCUUCAGCAAGAAGGUUAGAAGAUGCAGAACAAAGGAGAAGAUAUAUAGAAAUUACAUGAUACUAAAAGGCAGGGAAUGAAACUGCGCCAAACAAGAGACUGAAGGGCAAUAAACCGGAACUUUGCUCAACAAGGGAAGGUUGUUCUGCAGCAGAGGUCAGAGAAAAUACUUUGAAAACAGAACAGCAAGAGAAGAGUGGAAAAAAUACCUCCAUGGCAUACCAGCUGUUCGAAGGGAAGAAUCAUGCUUCUGUCUACCAAAAGUAUCGCUUUUUACCUCCAACUGAGCUCAAAAACAUUAUUAUCCAGUACUUAGAUAAAAAGAAAGGCCAGCCACAUGUGCUGGCAGUGGAUCUGGGAUGUGGAACAGGUCAGCAUUCUCGACUUCUGGCACCGCACUUCAAAGAAGUGGUGGGAAUGGACGUCAGUGAGUGUCAGGUGGAGGAGGCCAGAGCAGUGCCAGGGUUCCCCAACGUCACAUACAGAAAGGGGACAGCGGAGGAGCUUCCUUUUCCCAAUGCCUCUGUAGAUCUGUUGACAGCAGCCUCAGCAGCCCACUGGUUUGAUCAGUCAAAGUUCCUGGCUGAAGCAAGUCGGGUCUUGAAACCCGGAGGCUGCAUUGCUCUGCUGGGCUUCAGUGAUUCAAAAACCAAACUCAAAUACCAGAACUGUGGAGAAAAACUCAACCACAUCUAUAAAGAGGUAAACCAGGUGCUGUUGCCAUACACAAGCGAAAGAGUAGCUCUAGCCGAGAAUAAGCUGGAAAAGCUGUACUCUGCCAUCCCCUUUCCAGACAAAGAGAGGAUUGAUUGUUUUCAGGCAAAGUAUGUGAGAUCAGUGAGGACUCUGGUGGGAUUCAUUGAGAGUUGGUCCAUGUUCCAAACCUACAAGUCAAAAGACCCCAAACGUGCUGAAGAACUGCUGGUCAACACUCAGAAAAGGCUUCUGGAGCAGAUGGGAGUCACAUCUCCAGAUACUGAAAUAGAGCAGGAACUGGAAUUUUACUGUGUCCUGGCAUCCAAACCACAAUGAUCAACACUAAAGCACUGGAUGUAUGUUUCUGGAGACAGAGAGGAUGUGUGUGUUUCAGAGAUGCUUCAAUUUACAAUUUAUAAAGAAUCUAUGCUUUAUGCAUUAAGGAGUGUGUUUGUUAAAUAAACCAUCGUUCCCUCAGUAUACAACUCCUUCUGUAUUCUACAAGGUUUCUCCAACACAAAGUAUGUUUCAUUUUGCAGUGAAAUAACUUCUCAAACUAUUUCCCACUCCACAGCUGAUCCCUUUGAUGCUCACUGAGAUAUUACAUAACUGGCAACAAAAUCUUUUGAAAUUUAAUGUGCCUACCACUGUUCACAGAUGGGGUGCUUGGAUACUUCUGUAUAAAUGAAAUCAUUCUUUUUUAGCCAAGCUUUUGAAAACAUGGCACUGCAGGUGGCCUUUUUAAAAAAACAUUAUUAUAACUACUUCAAUACCGCUUCUUUAAUCUUUAUUCAGAGAAUUUUUGGCCAUGAAUCCAUUGGGUUCAUGGUCUCUAUGUGCAUCCUUUACAUAUGUACUGAAGUACAGAACUGGGUGAUCUCUCAUUAAAAAACCAAAAAAAACAGGAUCAAGUGGUGUGUAAGGUUCCUUCACAUGAGAGAAAACAUGAUGUUGUGAUGAGUACAUUUUCAAUAUUCAAAACGCUACAGGUGCACUGUGUAGGAUUAAGACAAUAUGAAGUACACCUCUAGUGAAUAUACUGCACCCUAUUCGAUUAGAUGCGAUUGGAUGAGUUGACUGGCCAUUGUAGUAUAAAAUAAUGUAUCUCUUAUGAUUGUGAAAAUAAAAUCUUAAAGACAUUCCAUUGUUGUGUAACUAGCAUUUAACUGACUUUGUGAAGGUGAAGCAUUGGAGCACUGAACUCCAGCAUUAACAGCCGCUGCUGGCGUUCUGUACCUCAAGUAGUGUUUUUUUUUUCUGAUUAUCCUUCGCCGUGUUGGUGUUCUGUGCAGGAUAGUUAUGGUCUGUAAACUUCUGUUAAUUGUCGCCUAUCGGCGUUCUGUGCAUUAGUGUAUUUUUACUGACCAAUUCUGUUGUGUUGGCGUUUUGGUGUCAGACUUAAUAGGUUUAAUUCUGUGGUUCUUCGCCACAUGGGCGUUCAGUAAUACUCCGCCGCUUUGGCGUAUUCAGUUCAGACUCUCAGCUACGUGAUUGUUUUUGUGAUAGCCCCUGGAUCCAGCUUUCCUAGCUUUGUGUUACUUAGCCCUGGUUAGCUUUCCUGAGUUUUUUUUUUUUUUUUUAGUUUGAGUUGUCUUUAGUGUAGUAGUCAGAAUCCUAGUGUCUCUUAGUUUAUUUUUCUCCACCCUGCCCUCGAGCGUUCAGUUUUGGUUUGACCCGUCCCUAGUUCCUUCUCCUUUCCCUCUCUCGCUUCAGUAUUGUGCUUUGGUUGGUUCUUGUAAUAAACCUUAUUUCUGCA